Messenger RNA from Chelonus insularis, 4140 nucleotides. It is a transcript of the gene bon, whose product is annotated as tripartite motif-containing protein bonus. The record is from RefSeq and is a predicted model, not a curated record. The transcript has 5 exons. Gene Ontology annotation, cellular component: chromatin. Lineage: Eukaryota; Metazoa; Arthropoda; Insecta; Hymenoptera; Braconidae. Gene Ontology annotation, molecular function: protein binding; zinc ion binding. The coding region runs from base 376 to 3558 and encodes 1060 amino acids.
UACUAUUAUGGAGAAAGUGCGCUUGACUUUGACUAUAGAUAAAUAGUAAAACGGAGUACAGAGUAUAGUCUUAAAAGUGCUCUAAAAAUUAGAAAUUCAUCAGUCAAAAUGUAAAAUCAUGUGAUUUACAAUUGUAUAUGAUUUACAAAGUAGAAAAAAGUUACAAUUUAUACAUAAAUAAGUGAUAAUACAAGUGAAGGAUGUAUAUAACCUUCAGUAAUUUACUGAUAAACUUUUUGGAGAAAGUCAAAAGCACAGCAUAAAAUUAAAUAAAUGAUUCUUUAAAAUGAAAGUGAAAGUAUUUUUUAUACUAAAUAAUUUAUUAUUGUGAGGUUAUGUGCAUGUAUAACAAUUUAAAAGACAUCUUUUUAUAAUAUGGAAGAACACAAAGAUGAAUUUCAACCGACGACACCAAUGUCUGUGGUUAAAGAAGAGCCCGUUGAAGCGGGAAAUCAAGAGAUUCAACAGUCGCAGUUACAAGAAGUAUCCAAUGAUGAUGAUCCAGAGCAAAGAAGCGUCUGUACGCCUGACGGCCAAGAGAAUGAAAUUCACAGUUUCCUGACUAAAUGUAUAUUUUGUAAUAAAACAUUCACAGUUGAAGAUAACCCAAAAUUAUUAGAAUGUCUUCAUGCUACUUGUUCGUCAUGCAUUGGAAGCAAAUUGAAUGAUUAUCAUGUUUAUGCUGACAAUGAUAUUGUAAUAGAAGGAAAUCUUAUUAUUUGUCGUGCAUGUAAUGUUGCGAGUCAGAAGGAAAAUUUAAUUGAAAAUAAGUUUUUUUCAAAAGUAAUGAAUGAUGACGGUAAUCAGGUGAUAGAUGAUGACAUUCAAGAUAUUGAGGAAGAAAAGAAAUGCACUAAUUGCCAUGAUAAUGCAACAGCUACCAGCUGGUGUGUUGAUUGUGAAGAAUUUAUUUGUCAAAAUUGUGUUUUAGCACAUCAAAGAUUGAAAAUAACUAAAGAUCAUACCAUAAAGCCAAAAAAUGAAGUAUUUAAUGAAAAAGACGGAAUGAAAAAGAAUGAAAAAUCUUCAUCUAAUGACGCAUACUGCUCUAUUCAUCCUCAUGAACAAUUGUCUCUAUUUUGUCAAAUUUGUAGUGUAUUAACAUGUAGAGAUUGUCAGCUUGGUGAUCAUAGACUUCAUAAAUAUAAAUUUAUUCAUGAAUUAGCGGGUGAAGCAAGAACUAGUGUGGAAACUUUGCUUAAAGAAGUUUCUUAUAAACGUGUAUUAUUAAAGAGCGCAAUGAAAGUUAUUGAAGAUCGUCAAGUUUUAAUUGUAGAUAAGAAAAAAAGUUUAGUUCAUGAAAUCACACAAAUGGUAGUUCAAUUGACAAAAGCAAUAAGUACAAGAGGAAAACAAUUAAUAAUGCGGUUAAAUGAGGUAUGUGAUCAGAAACAGACAACACUGAAUGAAAAAAAAGACGCUCUUGAUCAGUUAUCAAAAUUAACUGAUCACUGCAUUCAAUUUGUGACUUAUGCAUUGAACAAAGGGUCUGAUAGAGAACUUCUUUUUAGCAAAAAAUCUAUAGUUGGGCAUUUACAAAGAAUAAAAAAUCGACGAGCUGAUAUACCAAAUCCUGAAAUUCCUGUAAGGAUUCAUUUAUCUCUCGAAAAAGUUCCAGAUUUAGUAAAAAUUAUUUCUUCAAUCGGGGCAAUCGUAGUUGAUGGCCGAGUGUAUCCAUCCGGUUCUCCAGCAUCCGGAACUAGUACACCUACGACUCUUUCAAAUGAUACACCGUUGGACCAAAAACUACUUGUACCAUUGUUCACAUCUACUUUAGAGCCUAAUACAUCUGCUGCUCUACAGAUGAAUACAACCCAAGCAGGGAGUCCUUUUCCCUCAGUAUCUUUUACUCAACAACAAUUAUCCACGCAACAAUCCCAACCUUCGCAGAUUUUAACGCAGAUGUCUGGUCAAUCUCAGAACUACCCUCCACCAUAUUCUGCACAUACUAUACCACCGAGGUCUUCCCCACCUACACAACACCAACGAAUGCCGUACGGUGUGCCAUACAAUGGUACGCCGAUACGUUCCCACUUAAUUAUUCAUCAACGUCCUGGAGUGGGAAAUGGUCAUCAACAACAGGUUACAUCUUCGACUCAUCCUCAACAACAAAUUCAUCUAGAACAACUCAGCCAAAAUUCCAGUUUACGUGGACUUUUAGCUCACAAUCCACCUCCUUUCAGAGCUACAUCUAAUCAUGUUGCAUAUAGAUUACCGCCAGGAUAUCGAUAUCCAGGGGGAAAUGUUGUUUCACGUGCUGCACCUCCUAUAUAUCAACCAACGAAUCCUGCUUUGGUAUCUGGAGGUCGAGUACAACAAAUAAAUCCAACAUCUGUAGCGAACCAACAAUUAAAUUAUCCAUUUUAUCAACAAACUGCUCGCUGGCAUAUACCUCAAACCGCUAAUACUGUAUCACCUUAUCAGCCACGGAUGUCAGCCCAAACUUUACAAUCUAUGCCGGUUGUACCUAACGACGCUUAUAAAAUUAUGUUAAAGACACAACAAAUAAAUACCCACAGUAAUAAUAAUAGUAACAAUAACGAUACUGUUAAUAAGACUAAUAACAAUAAUAAUAAUCAUAAGAAUAAUGAAAAUAACAGUGAUCAAAUACAUCAAACUCAAACUUCGGCGACUUCUAAUGGCCAAACUGUAACAUCAUCAAUUCCAAAAACACCGAGCCCUGUACUUGCUGGGAAAACAGAUGAAAAUGAAAAAAGUCUGGAUAAAUUUUGUCAAAAAUCGCUUACUGAUUUAAUGCUUACCAUUGCAAAGUUAGAUUCUAAUGGUAUUUUAGUAAUUCCAGAGUCGCAGAAAAAUCCAACGGAUACUUCACAUGUAGAUAGUUCAACUGAUGAAGGAACUCUUUCAAUUAAUGAAAAUCCUUCAGAUGAUUUGAAGAAUACAACAUCAUCAUUAGUUAAAGACGAUCCAAAUGAAGAUUGGUGUGCUGUAUGUAUGGAUGGUGGAGACGCGGUACUUUGUUGUGAUAAGUGUCCAAAAGUUUUUCAUUUAUACUGUCAUAUCCCAAGUCUAAAAUCGUUUCCAGAUGAAAGUGAGACUUGGCAGUGUAUGUUAUGUACGAAUGUUUUGGAUUGCUCAGAAGAUCCACCUGUUAGUAAAAGAUCGGAUAUGAUGACUCCAAAAGAGCUACGAAUAGCUCAAAGAAUUGUAUUGGAAUUGUAUUGUCAAUAUGAACAAAGUCUUCCAUUUCGAGAAGUGGUUUCUCCGGAGAUUGUAGAAUACCAUCGGAUCAUCAAAAAACCAAUUGCUUUAGAUACAAUUAGAGAUAAAUUAAAACCCGACAAUCCAAACCAUUACACUGAGCUUAAACAAGUAAUGGCUGAUAUAAGAUUAAUGCUAAAAAACGCAUUUAAAUACAAUCCGGUUGAUUCUCAAAUUUAUCAACAAGCUCGUAGCCUUGAAGAAUUCUUUGACAAAUUAUUACUUAAAUGGGCACCAGAUCAUGCUUACGAUGAUCCUUUCUUAACAACUGAUGCUGACGAAGAUGAAGAGGUAUUUCCACCAAAUCGAAAAUAUCGACGAAUAAUCAACGAUUGAAUUUUUUUUAAUAUUAGAAAAAAAAACAAUAUUUAAAAUUAAAAAUCUUAUACAUUUGUAAAAUUUAUUAUGUGCUACGAGAUUCUCCAUGGUUAAUGAGUUACAUAUUUUUACUUUAAAAUGUUGAACAUUUAUUGUUAUUUGAUUAAUAUGUAUAGUAUGAUCAAAUUUUUAAUAAUUAACUUUCAACUAACUUUAAAGAUGGAUUAUAUCAGAUUCGGGUUACAAUAAGUCUAGUAGAUAGACACAAUUUUAUGCAGUAAAAUGACAUUCAUAUACAGUAUAUAAUUUAAACUAUCACUUUUUUAUACACACUUUUAAGUUAUACGACGGAUACACACUCCAAUUCAAUAUUUUUCAUAGCAUACUGAAUUCCAUUCGUAAUCAACAAUGUUUUUUUUUUUUAAAUUAUAGCAAUAUUUUUAAAUUACAUGAUUAAUAACUAUUUAUUAUUUUUAGUUAUUUUCAUUCUUAUUCCAUUGACCACUUGAAAUGAAAUAUGUAUCAAUACUUUAGAUGUUUAUUGGUAGAAAUUGACUACAUCAAAAUGUAUAGACACUGUUCUUAACUCAUUCAUUUAUU